Stegastes partitus (bicolor damselfish) is the source of this 496-nucleotide messenger RNA. It is a transcript of the gene micos10, whose product is annotated as mitochondrial contact site and cristae organizing system subunit 10. The record is from RefSeq and is a predicted model, not a curated record. The coding region runs from base 59 to 286 and encodes 75 amino acids. The transcript has 4 exons. Gene Ontology annotation, cellular component: mitochondrion; MICOS complex; mitochondrial inner membrane. Lineage: Eukaryota; Metazoa; Chordata; Actinopteri; Pomacentridae.
UGAAGCGGCAGCAGAGCUGCGUUUGACAUCUCUAGCCGGAGUCAAGCUAACAGUCAGCAUGUCUGAGAAGGAGCUGGGGAAAAAGUGGGACCGAUGCCUGGCAGACGGUGCCAUAAAACUGGGAACCGGGCUGGGUUUGGGGAUUGUGUUCUCUGUUCUGUUCUUCAAACGGCACACAUGGCCGAUUUCGCUUGGCUCAGGAGCAGGACUUGGCAUGGCAUACGCCAACUGCCAGAAUGACCUGAGGUCACACUAUCUGCUACACAAAAGUGAAAAGGAGCAAUAGCUGCAAGUCAUCAAGGGACUGUCGUUUUUUAAUUUUUCCAUCAUUUUGUUUGGUUUUGUUUUGUCUGUGGGAGCGUCACCAUUUGCACUGUUCUGCAGUUAGACUCUGUCUCCCUGUGGACGAUCCUUCCCUUGUAUGACUCUGUAUGAUCUGUGUGUGCCUGAUCAGGACAGUCUGUGUUUAUUUAAUAAAAUAAUCAUUACAAAACAA